Molecule: messenger RNA, 1017 nt
Organism: Aphanomyces astaci
Lineage: Eukaryota; Oomycota; Saprolegniomycetes; Saprolegniales; Verrucalvaceae
Exons: 3
Coding region: 27-947 (306 amino acids)
Source: RefSeq, a predicted model, not a curated record
CAGAAUAAUGCCGAACACUUUCUACGAUGAACCUCGCGGCGGUCGUGACAAAGCUCACCAAGCAGAACAUUGCCCUUCAAGUGAAAUUGGAGCGGCUAAAGAAGCAACCGAAUCAUGCACUUCUAGAGGGCAAUCAACUGGAGGCGGCGACCCAGCAUACCGACCUCACGUGGGUAGGAUCAUCACUCCAAACCCAUGUCCACGGGGAAGAGGAGAGCAAACGGCGCAGGCUACGGUCGCUCGUGCGCAAAAUAUGGUUUCAACAUGCACUGCAGUCGUGCAAAGCGUUUGUACUGUGGAAAGAACGUACAACUUUCCGACCACCGCCGACGGCAUCUCCUGAACCCGUCGCGAAGGCGGUAACCCUUGUCGUCAACCCCUCACCUCUGCGACGGCGAGCCUCGUCCGCCCAAAUCACAAGUGUCGUUCAGCCCCACUACUUGCCUAAAGCGUUGAAGUCACGUCCGAGUACUUCCACGAAUGUAGUGCACCAGAGCUCUCAAACUUGCCACCCGAUGCCCACUUCGACCCUCGUUCUGCCGGCAUCACAUGUUCCAACUCGCUCUCCCGCCCCGCGCAUUCCUUGGAGCUCAAGCACCGCAUGCAUCCCUUCAGCAUCUACACCAAACGUGCUCAAGGCCACUAGUAUGUCCUUUGAUUCUACCACACAUCCACCACCAACAUGUUUGCCAGCGCACCUCCACAAACCUCGAACUCUUGCUCAUGGGUUGUCGAUGCCGCUGAUUCCACCAUUGAUUCCCCCCGAGCCUUCCUCUGGCCGACGGAUUCAAGUGACCAUUGUCACCACGCCCGUAGCUCCCACAUCAAGGCUCUCUCAGCAUCCUGGCGGUCCUCAGCCCAAGACUCCCCCCGCACUUCCCAAGGCCAUCGCCCUUCGCCGCCCAUCCCGACGGCACACGUUUCCAACCACCCCGCUUGACUUGUAAACAACCAAACAUGGCCAACUUGGGUAUACUGUAUAUCACGAAUCUCAAAUGUCGCUUGUUCAGCUUACCA